AUAGGUUCAAUUUCCUUGCGAGUAAAAAAUGUUGACCUCUAGGCAAACUCGGCCAGCGGCAUUUACGUCCGGCCCUGUGGCUCGGCGCGCCGCCGUGCGCCCGGCCCCGGGCAUGCGCGUUCGUGCUCGGCCCACUGCUGCUGUGCCCGUGCGUGCUGAGAUCUCUUACAUUAUGGUUAAACCCGAUGGUGUUCAGCGUGGCCUUGUUGGCGACAUUAUCUCACGUUUUGAGCGUAAAGGCUACAAGCUUGCGGCCCUGAAGCUCUACCAGACUCCUCGCGAGGUAGCUGAGGAGCAUUACAAGGACCUGAGCGCGAAGCCGUUUUACAAGGACCUCGUUAACUACAUCCUGUCUGGGCCUGUCGUGUGCAUGGUUUGGGAAGGCAAGGGUGUUGUGGCCACCGCCCGCAAAAUGAUUGGCGCCACCAACCCCCUGGCCUCUGAGCCGGGUACCAUCCGUGGCGACUUCGCUAUCGAAGUGGGUCGGAACGUCAUCCACGGCAGCGACAGCCCGGAGAACGGGGAGCGCGAAGCGGGGCUCUGGUUCAAGGAGGGCCUUGUAUCCUGGGAGCAGACCAUGACUCCCUGGCUCAAAGAGUAAAACUGCUCAGCUUACAUGGCUGUGGGCUGCCACUGUGGAUGGAUGCCGGGCUGCGAUGGCGGAUGCUGAGCGAGAAUGUGCUACGUCCCAGCGAGAGCUGACCCUUCAAGCGCUAGCGGAGUCGCUCCUUUGGAUGUCGAACCGUUUUUUCAUACGUGUGGAUACUUAAAUUCAGACCGCUUGAGGGGGUAUCCAUGCAUUUUUUUGUCCGGUGGCAUGGAUCCCGUACAUACUCUGCGCAUGGGGCAUCACGCUUGUAACGGUGUUAAUAUGUCG
Volvox carteri f. nagariensis is the source of this 877-nucleotide messenger RNA. RefSeq lists its product as uncharacterized. The transcript is spliced from 3 exons. Lineage: Eukaryota; Viridiplantae; Chlorophyta; Chlorophyceae; Chlamydomonadales; Volvocaceae. Gene Ontology annotation, molecular function: nucleoside diphosphate kinase activity. The record is from RefSeq and is a predicted model, not a curated record. Gene Ontology annotation, biological process: GTP biosynthetic process; CTP biosynthetic process; UTP biosynthetic process. Bases 29 to 601 code for a protein of 190 amino acids.